AUGCUAGCAGUAGCCAACCCCAGGCUGCACAAAAUCGCAUCCAAUAGUGAAGAAGUGCUAGAAGCCUUCAAUCCUGAAGAUCAUGCCAAGGGACUACAGGACCUCAAUUUUGACAAUGAUACCCCUCAUAUCCAACACAACCUUGUGUUUGCUCUACCUGUAAUGAUCCAAGGGAGGCUUUUUCUGUGCAUGCUAUCCCAAAGCACCAAAGACUGGGACGUGCCACUUUUGCCACAACAGAAGCAAGACUGGGAGAAGGACGUCCAUGGUGGCAUCACUGUGAAUGACUUUCCUGGGAAAUGGAGCUCCAUACCUGAAACCCGAAAUUUCCUUGAUGAGAAAAAGACCAAAGUCGGAACUGAGAGAGACGAGUGGGAGAAGCAAACAAUUUACACCAUGGAGGAUGUGGCCCACUUCAUCAAGGCCUUCAAUAUCGCCUCUGGCCUAGAUUCUGGGCAGGAAGACGCUACAGAGGUUGACGUUGGUUUCCUUUCUUCCUCCCUUCAGGAAAAUGGACCAAAGUCGGAGAGGGGAAAAUGGCCAAAAGCGGGAUCUGCCAGGGACGAAAGAAGAAAAAGGACCAUCUAUACAAGGGAGCAAGUGGACCGCCUCACCGAAGCUUUCGAGGUGCACCCGUAUCCCGGCUACGAAGCCCUCGAGCGCCUAGCCCGUGAGAUUGGCAUCCCGGAGGCGCGGAUCCACAUAACUAAGGAUGACCUCCCCCUCGCGCACGAGACUCAGCAGCUGGCGGGGGAUCCGUUUUAUGCCUCCCAGCCCUACUCAUCUCCCGAUCCAGCCUUGGGUCUCCACGGCUCCUCGGAGCUGGAAGGAGGUUUGGACUGCUUGGCGCAGGGGUCGACUGCCGAUGGCGAGAUGCCCCAGCCUGGUUUUUAUGGGAACGAAGCCAACGAGGCCAAGUUGAAAACCUUCCUGUAUUUUAAAGGAAUUUGUUGGGGAGGUGGAUUGCGGGAGAAAACCAAAAUGUUAAUCAAGAAUCUUACUAACAGACAAAUUGAAAAAUUAGAGGAGAAACUAGGGAUUUUGAGGACAAAAAAAAGAUCCGCUCCUACAACCCAUAUCAGCAACAGCAGACUUCCCAAGAUCCACAUUUGGGCUCUGAAAUGGAAAGAAGGCCUCACCCAGAAGGCAGCCGAAACUUUUUUGAGACAGCAACAGGCUGCUCCGAAUCUCCGCAAACUCAUUUAUGGGCCAGUGACCGAGGAGGAGGAGGAGGAGGAGGAGGAAGGAAAACGAGAUGUGGAACUUGGUGGUUUGUUUCGCGUCAGCCGUCCCGACAAAGAAUCAAAACGAAAGAUUGAUGCUCUGGAUUGCUCCAAAUUUCCCAUGGAAACCCCGCAGGACUGGGACUCGGACGAGGCAGCGAACGAAGAGGAAGAGGGCAACGAGGAAAAGAAUCCCAAAGCGGCUGCGGAGGAAGAGGAGCAAAAGAAACGCAUCGCGAAGAAACGUAAACUGAAAGAGAUGUUCGAUGCAGAUUAUGACGGGAACGCCACCUAUUUUGACGAUCUGAAAGAGGAGCUGCAGAAUCAGGCUCAGCUUAACAGGCUGGAGUUUGAAGAUCAAGAUGAUGAAACCCGAAUUCAGUACGAGGGAUUUCGACCCGGCAUGUAUAUCCGGAUAGAACUGGAGAACGUUCCAUGUGAACUGGUGCUGCAUUUUGAUCCGUGUUAUCCAAUUGUCCUGGGCGGCCUCGGAAACACGGAAGGAAAUGUGGGCUAUGUGCAGGACCCAUCACUCCACAAGGGACCGGGUGUUUGGCAGUCCAAUCUGUGAGUGGUACAACGCCUGAUUUUCGGAUAGCUGCGACCGGAGUUGUGCUGGACCUGGAUAAGUCUAUAAGGAUUGUGAAGAAAUUAAAGUUGAUCGGUUUCCCUUUCAAAAUUUUCAAGAAUACAGCUUUCAUUAAGGGGAUGUUUAACUCGAUGCUGGAAGUGGCUAGGUUUGAGGGGGCAGCCAUCCGUACGGUGAGCGGCAUCCGAGGACAGAUUAAGAAAGCCCUCAGGACCCCAGAGGGAGCCUUCCGAGCAACUUUUGAAGACAAGUUGCUGAUGAGUGGUAAGUUGGCUUUUCCAGUUUUCCACAUCUGAAACUGACUAAUCGGAAUCAGGAGGAAAAUCAGUUCUGGGGCUUGGAACGCAUCUGUGAUGGAGGAAUUGGGAAGACGGAGAGCAGCUGUGACGAGGCAUCCUUCACCAAUCUGAGAAUACAAGAACUGCGAAGCCGUGGUUUAGUUCAGACAAUUUUAUGUCUAGAUCUCCAAACAGGGAGCUGAAUUAGUUUUCAGCUAGAGGGAGGGAGAGAAAGGAAGGAAAGA
Molecule: messenger RNA, 2335 nt
Organism: Thamnophis sirtalis
Lineage: Eukaryota; Metazoa; Chordata; Lepidosauria; Squamata; Natricidae
Source: RefSeq, a predicted model, not a curated record